AUGAAGACGUACACGAGAUUUCUCGUCGCCUUGACGUGGACGACUGCCUUCUGCGCCUCUGUUCACGGAUGGCCGACUCGUGACGAGAUCAUUCAGUCCAUCCAGGAACGCGCCACCGCUGACUCCAUCAACCUCGAGGCAAUACCUGGCUUCAACCUCAGCUCCGCUCUUGACAGCAUUGCGUCAACAUACCUCGAUAGUCAGGCGCAAGAGCUGCCACAGCGCAAUAGCUCGAACGCCACCACCAUCAUCGAUGUGCACGCGCACUGCGUUCCUGACUGGUAUCGCGCAAUCGCUCCGACAGCCGGCGGGAAUCCAACCCCAUACUGGAAUGUCAGCGGGCAUCUCAACUUCAUGGUGAGCCAAGGCAUCUCGCAUGCAGUCGUGGCAUUCUCCUCGCCCGGCGCGAACGUGUAUCCUGGAAAUCGAGAGGCGACGAUCGCGCUUGCGCGGUUGAUUAACGAGCAGUCCGCGGCGUACGCGCGAGUCUACCCGAAGCACUUUUCAUUCUACGCGGUCGUACCACUCCCAUAUACCCAGGAUGCCAUCGCUGAAGCCAUGUACGCUCUCGGCACGCUGGAAGCCGCAGGUAUCGCGCUCUACUCCAACUUCGAAGGUCGCUACCUUGGUGACCCAGCCUUUACGCCGUUCUUCGAAGCUAUGAAUGCGCGCGGGGCCGACCAGAUCCUCUAUAUCCACCCCACGACGCCGUACCUGCGCGUGAACGGCUCACUCAUCGAAGCAAACCCAACGACAUACCCAACCGGCAACAUCGAGUUCUACUUCGAAACCGCGCGGGUACUCCAAGACCUCGCCGUCACGCAAACCAUCCUCAACUUCACAAACAUCAACUACAUCAUCCCGCACGUCGGCGGCGCAUUCCCGUCUGUCGCAGACCGCCUGUUGAAGUCGUUCCCCGCGAUCUACGACCGUACCCUCGCUGCUUUGCAGACGCGCUUCUUCUGGGAUUCCGCGGGCCCGACGUACUUCCACCAAGUCGGCGGCCUUCUUGCGUACGACAUACCGGCGUCGCAGCUUCUGUUCGGGACGGAUUACCCGUACGCGCCGAUCUUCACGUAUGCGCCUUCGCUAGUAGGCAUCGAGACGUCGCGGUUUGUGGAAGAUGUCGAGCGAACAGGUAUCUUCUUUCGUAACGCGCAAGAGCUCUUCCGCGAGCGUAUCUUAGUAUAG
Alternaria ethzedia is the source of this 1191-nucleotide messenger RNA. RefSeq lists its product as uncharacterized. Bases 1 to 1191 code for a protein of 396 amino acids. NCBI's taxonomy places the organism in Eukaryota, Fungi, Ascomycota, Dothideomycetes, Pleosporales, Pleosporaceae. Gene Ontology annotation, molecular function: hydrolase activity; carboxy-lyase activity. The record is from RefSeq and is a predicted model, not a curated record. Gene Ontology annotation, cellular component: cytoplasm; cytosol. The transcript is spliced from 3 exons. Gene Ontology annotation, biological process: secondary metabolic process.